Psylliodes chrysocephalus is the source of this 1023-nucleotide messenger RNA. Lineage: Eukaryota; Metazoa; Arthropoda; Insecta; Coleoptera; Chrysomelidae. The record is from the annotation of a GenBank genome assembly.
AUGGGAAAUAAAAAUAGUUGCUGCUCAUAUUCUAGUCCCCAGAGUAGUCACAGAGAGCGAGUAAUCAUUCCAAUUGAAGACACUUUGCAUGAAGGUGAAAUAAGCACCAGUAAUCUUCAGCAUAUCAGCGAAAGGGAGACUGAUGAUGGAGAACUGGACCCAUCCCAAGACCCAAUGGCAAAAACCAUAUUUAUAGAGAGGUCAAAAACAGCCAUUGAAAAUGGGAUGAUAAGAAGAAAAAGCCAACACCAAAUAGCUGACUUGAGGCCUUUAAAAAAAUCAAGCUCCUGUUCAACAAUCUAUCUAGAUGACAGCACUGUAUCACAACCUAAUCUCAAAAACACCGUAAAAUGUGUAGCUCUAGCCAUCUAUUACCACAUAAAAAAUAGGGAUUCCCAAAGAGAUAUAGACAUAUUUGAUGAGAAGAUGCAUCCACUUACCAGAGAUGGUGUUACUGAAGAAUAUGAUAAAUACAAUCCUGAACAUAAACAGAUCUAUAAGUUUGUGAGAACUUUAUUCAAUGCUGCUCAGUUGACUGCUGAAUGUGCCAUUAUUACUUUAGUGUAUCUAGAAAGACUGUUAACUUAUGCUGAAUUAGAUAUUCAACCAUCCAAUUGGAAACGAAUAGUUUUAGGUGCAAUCUUGUUAGCUUCCAAAGUUUGGGAUGAUCAAGCCGUCUGGAACGUGGACUAUUGCCAAAUCCUAAAAGAUAUAACGGUCGAAGAUAUGAACGAGCUCGAAAGGCAGUUCCUCGAGUUGCUCCAGUUCAACAUCAACGUCCCCUCCAGCGUCUACGCCAAAUACUACUUCGACUUGCGCACUCUAGCUGAGGCCAACGACUUGACGUUCCCUAGCGAGCCUCUCAGCAUAGAGAGGGCGCAAAAGUUGGAGGCCAUGUCUAGAACGAUGGCCGACAAGUACACCCAGGAGGCCCUUAAAAACGGCAUUUUAAAGAAAUGGUCGAGUUUGGAUAAUUUAACGAAUGGGACGACAGCGAGGAGGUCUAUCGCUAUUUUGUCGUGA